GUUCUCUCUCUCUCUCUCUCUAAAACUUGACUCCACUCUAUCAUCAACACUGCUAUUCAAUCUCUCUCUCUCUCUCUCUCUCUAAAACCAUUGGGUUAGGGUUUCUGAGAAUCACCUACAACCUACAAUAUGGCGAGGAAGAGAAGGUCACGCAUUGUCGACGAUGAUGAUGAAGACGAAAACGAACCAGCUGUAGCUUCCAACAACGAAGACGAAGAAGACGAUGAAGAAGAUUUGGAUGAGUUUGAGGAUGAUGGGUUUUUAGUAGAUGAUAAUGAUGAUGAUGAAGAAGAAGAAGAAUCGGAGGAAGAACAACAAAGCUAUAAAGGCAAACAAAAGAAAAAGAGGAAAAGGAAAAGAAAAUCGUUGAGGAGUCUUAUGCUUGAUGACGACGAUCUUGAGUUGAUUCGAGAGAAUGAAAACUUGAGCAUUAUGCAAUCAGAGAAGGGAGGUGCAAAGUUUAAGCGGCUCAAAAAGGUUGGGGUUGACACUGAACUGGAAGGGCCCUCUGGCAUUUCAGAUGACGAUGGACCACUAUUUAGUGAUGUUGCUGAAGAAGAUGAAUACGUGCCUGAUGAUGAAGAGGAUGAAAUGGCAAAUUUUAUAGUGGAUCAUGGAAAAUUUUAUGGGAAGGGAGCCCCCAUAAGUUCUACUUACAAAUCUCUUUCUUGCCAAAGAAAUCUGAAUGAAAAGAAGUCAAGGCAUGCAUCAAAAGCUUCAUCUGCAGUAGGGGAAGCUAGUUACACUUUUGGCAAUGCUGAUGAAGUACUGAAUCUUCAUGACCAAGUUAUAGCUGAGAGUGCCAGACCUGAUGAUUCUAAUGAUUUUGCACCUUUCAUCCUCAAAGACAAGUACAUGACAGAGAAGGAUGCUAUUAUAAAGGAGAUUGACUUGCCCGAGAGGAUGCAGAUAUUUGGGGAAGUCAUUGGGCCUGCUCCAGUUGACGAAAUGAGCAUUAUAGAGGAGUGUUCUUGGAUACUUGGUCAACUUGGGACGUAUGUGUAUCCAUUGUUCUGCAAGAUGCCGGAACAAGCUGAAGGAUUUGACCUAUGUAAAAGAAUUCGUAAGGAAGACAUUAUGAGCUUUUUGAAAUUGCAUCAUGUGGAGAAGUGUGAUAUUCCGUUUAUUGCUAUGUAUCGGAAGGAGCAGUGCCUGAGUCUCUUGAAAGACCCAGAGCAAGAUGAAGAAAGCAGGGAUAAGGUUGAUGCUAAGAGAAUGCCUAAACUGAAGUGGCACAAGGUUCUUUGGGCCAUCAAGGAGCUUGACAAAAAGUGGUUACAUCUUCAGAAGCGGAAGAGUGCUCUUCAGAGGUACUAUAACAAGCACUAUGAAGAGGAAUGUAGCAAUAUAGUCAGUGGGGCAAGGCUUGCCUUUAUUAAGGAGCUCUUUGAAACCACCAUCAAGUCUCUGAAGAAGGCUGAAUCUGAGAGAGAUGUUGAUGAUGUGGACAUGGAGUUUAGUUUACAUUUUCCUCCAACUGAGGGGGGCAAUGGUGGAAAAUAUAAGAGGCCUGCAAAGAAAUCACAAUAUAGCUACUGCAAUAAGGCUGGCCUGCGGGAGCUUGCACACAAGUUUGGUGACUCCAAGCAAUUUGGCUUCCAAAUAACUUUAGAGAGAACUGGAUUUAAGUUUGAUGAGGAUCCUGAGGAAUUUCCAGAGGAGAUAGCUUCAAAUUUUAUGUGUGAAAUGUUUGAAACUCCUGAAGCAGUGCUCAAAGGUGCUAGGCACAUGGCUGCAGUGGAUAUCAGCUGUGAGACAUUGUUUAGGAAACAUGCCCGUGGUAUUUUCAUGGAUAGAGCUUUAAUCUCAACAAGCCCUACCCCAAAAGGAAACAAGGAAAUAGAUUGUUUUCAUCAGUAUGCAGGGGUCAAGUGGCUACGCAAUAAACCACUCUCAAAAUUUGAGGACAUGCAGUGGCUUCUUAUUCAGAAGGCGGAAGAAGAGAAGCUCCUUGAAAUUACCAUAAAGUUGCCAGAGAGUGCCCUGGAUGAGUUGAUUAGUGCAUCCUAUGAUGUUUAUCUUAGAGACAAUGAUAAUAGAUCUGCUCAAAUUUGGAAUGAACAGCGCAAGUUAAUUCUAGAGGAUGCAAUUAAAAAUUUUCUUCUUCCUUCUAUGGAGAAGGAAGCAAGAGCUCUGUUGACCACCCGAGCAAAAAACUGGUUACUUAUAGAAUAUGGGAAGCAGUUCUGGAACAGGGUCUCUGUGGCGCCAUAUCAUUGUAAGGAAAAUGUUGUUAACAAGAAUAAAGGUAUUGCACCAAGGGUAAUGGCCUGUUGUUGGGGUCCAGGAAAGCCAGAAACUACAUUUGUAAUGUUGGAUUCUUCAGGAGAAGUGCUUGAUGUGUUGCAUGCUGGGUCAAUUACUAAGCGGUCACAAAUUGUUAUUCACCAGCAACAGAGGAAGAAUGACCAACAGCAUGUUCUUAAGUUCAUGAAAAAUUAUCGUCCACAUGUCAUUGUCUUAGGUGCUGCUAAUGUGGCUUGCACACGGUUGAAGGAUGAUAUCAAAGAGAUCAUUUUUAAAAUGGUAGAGGAGAAUACUGGAGAUAUCAGCCAAGUUAUGGAUGAGAUCAGCAUUGUUUAUGGGGAUGAAUCCUUUGCCCAUAUUUAUGAACAUUCACAGAUUUCCUCAGAACAGCUGUCUGGACAACCAGGCAUUGUAAAGCGUGCUGUGGCUCUCGGUCGUUACCUCCAGAACCCAUUGGCUAUGAUUGCAACAUUGUGUGGGGCCCAAAGAGAGAUAGUAUCUUGGAAACUUAGCUCCUUGGAUCACUAUCUUACAGGUGAUGAGAAGUGGGAGAUGAUAGAAUGGGUUAUGGUGGAUGUUACAAACCAGGUAGGUCUAGACUUGAACUUGGCUGCAAGCCAUGCCUGGCUUUUUGGGCCUUUGCAAUUCGUUUCCGGGCUUGGACCUAGAAAGGUGGCUUCAUUACAGAGGCAAUUACUUGGAGGUAAAGAAAUUAGAAAUCGAAGAGACUUAAUUAGUUGUGGACUGAGAGGAAAGAACGAUUUCUAUAAUGCAGUUGGUUUUUUACGAGUUUGUUGUAGUGGACUGCAUUAUACUGGCAAAGAUACUAAUCUGUUGGAUAAUACAAGAAUUCACCCUGAGUCAUAUAGUCUUGCAGAGGAUUUGGCAAAGGCAGUUCAUAAAUUUCAUGUUCAGGAUGAUGCAAAUAAUGCUGAUUCCCUGGAAGAGCCGGUACAGUACAUUAAUGACAAUCCACAACUGCUAAAAAGUUUUGAUAUUACUGAUUAUUCGGAAAAAUAUGAAAUAGAAAUGGGAGAAAACAGAAGAGAGACUCUUUAUGAUAUUAGAAUGGAACUUCUUCAUGGAUUUCGAGAUCCUCGAAGGCCUUAUGAAGAACCAACUCAGGAUGAGGAAUUUGAUAUGGUAUCUGGAAAAAAUGGGAAUGCUCUUGCUGAAGGAAGAAUAGUCCAGGCAACAGUUCGCAAUUUGCAAUCUCAUCGAGCUUUCUGUGUGCUUGACUCAGGCUUGACUGGGGUACUCGUAGAGGAAGACUUUUCAGAUAAUGCUGAUGGCAUUUCUUUAGCAGACAAGCUGCAUGUAGGUGAUAUUCUUACCUGCAAGAUCAAACAAAUAGAAAAAGACAAAUUCCAGGUGUGUCUGACUUGUAAAGAAAGUGAAUUAAAGAGUAAUGGAGACCAAAACUCUUCUGAAGCAGACCCUUAUUACAGUGGAGGCCAGAGCAGUUUACGAAAUCAGCAGGGGAAAGCCCACAAUGGGGAGCUAGCAAAGAAGCCUUUCAACCCAAGGAUGAUUGUUCAUCCUCAUUUUCAGAAUCUAACUUUGAAUCAAGCAAUGGAGUUCCUAUCAAAUAAGGAUGCUGGAGAAUUUAUUUUUCGCCCUAGUGCCAGAGGUCCAUCUUAUCUUACUUUAACUCUGAAAAUCUGUGAUGGACUUUUUGUGCACAAAGACAUCACCGAAGGGGGAAAGGAUCACAGCAAUAUUACAAGCUUGCUUCGUCUUGGAAAGACAUUAAAAAUAGGGGAUGAUUACUUUGAGGAUAUUGAUGAGGUUGUGGAUCGUUAUGUUGACCCACUGGUAACCCACCUGAAAACAAUGGUUAGUUUCCGAAAAUUCAAGAGGGGUUCAAAAGCAGAGGUUGAUGAAGUGUUGAGAGUAGAAAAAUCAGAAUAUCCGACUAGAAUUGUUUACUGUUUUGGAAUUUCUUAUGAGCAUCCUGGAACUUUCAUCUUGUCUUAUAUAAAAACCACACAUCUACGUCAUGAGUUUGUUGGUCUGCAUCCCAAGGGAUUCAAGUUUAGGAAGCAAAUGUUUGGGAAGAUUGAGCAUUUGGUGGCAUAUUUCCAGAAGCAUAUUGAUGAUUUGCAGCAUGAGUCAGCACCAAUGCAAAAAUCUGCAUUUGGGGGUUCUUCUGUAAAGACUAGUGAUUGGGGAAGCAAUGAUAGUGGUUGGCAAAGCCAGCCAAAAUCAGGCUUAGACAAAUCUACCCCUUUUCCAAGAGAUACAAAUGACUAUGGAGAUGGUGGCCAAGGCCUUGGUCAUGGGCGUGGACGUGGACGUGGUCGUGGGCGUGGUCGUGAUGACAGCAGCCAUGAAAAUAAAGAUUCUGGUUAUGAUACAUACUCAAAGUCGGACUUUGGUUCGAAGGAUGGAGAUGGGGGUGGUGGUGGAUGGAGCACUUUUCAUAGUGAAAAAGUUCAGAAUUCACCCAGCAAAUGGGAUAGUGAUUGUACUAAUACUAAUGGAGGAAAUUGGGGGGGUGUAGGUGAUGGUACAGGGAGUUGGAGUGGGGGUGCAAGGGAUAACAACAAUAAGACUUUCUCUGGUGAGCCGGGCAGUGGUGGAACUGAUGGUGUUGGUGGAACAAGUUGGGGACCUAGUGGUGGUACAGGUGGUUGGGGUGAUAGCACUAGCAGUAAGGGUGGAGGUGCAGGUGGUGUCACUUGGGGUGACAGCAAGGGAGCUGAAAGUAAUAGUGGUGGCAAUCAAGGGGGCAAUAAUGUACUUGGCCAUGGGGGUGCAAGUGAGAACAAAAAUAAUACUUUUUUUGGUGAGUUGGGCAGUGGUGGAACUGAUGGUGUUGGUGGAACAAGUUGGGGACCUAGUGGUGGUACAGGUGGUUGGGGUGAUUGCAAUAAGGGUGGAGGUGCAGGUGGUUGGGGUGAUAGUAGUAAGGGUAGAGGUGCAGGUGGUGUCAUUUGGGGCGGCAGCAAGGGAGCUGAGAGUAAUAAUGAUGGCAAUCAAGGUGUUAAUAAUGGAUGGAGCCAUGGGGGUAGUGAUGGUGGAUGGAGCAAUUCUCCCGAUGCCAAAAUUAAAAAUUCACCUGGAAAAUGGGAUAAUAAUCAUGCUAAUGCUAGUGGUGGAAAUUGGGGUGGUGGUGGUGAUGGAACUGGUGGUUGGAGUAGGGGUGGGAGUGCCAGUUUUGGCAAUUGGGAUAACAAUGGGGAAGGUGGGCAUACUAGUGGUUACAAAAUGGGUUGCUCCAAUGAUCACGGUUAUGGACAAGGACAAGGACGUGGUCCUAAUCGUGGUCGAGGUCGUGGUCGAGGUCGUGGACGUGGACGUGGACAUGGACGUGGACGUGACUCUUAUAACAUAGGGGAUGAGGACAACAAUCAUAGUGGUGGAACUAAUACUGGUGGUUGGAGUGGGGGUGGGAGUGCCAGUUUUGACAAUUGGGAUAACAAUGGGGAAGGUGGGCAUACUAGUGGUUACAAUAUGGGUUGCUCCAAUGAGCAUGGUUACGGACAAGGACGAGGACGUGGUCCUAAUCAUGGUCGAGGUCGUGGUGGUCAAGGUCGUGGUGAAGGUCAUGGACGAGGCCGUGGCCAAGGUCAUGGGCGUGGACGUGGACGUGACUCUUAUAACAGUAGGGAUGAUGACAACAAUUAUACUUCCUUUAGUGGGUUGGGCAGUGGUGGAACUGAUAGUGCUGGUGGAACAAGUUGGGGACCUAGUGGUGGUACAGGUGGUUGGAGUGAUAGCAGUAAGGGUAGAGGUGCAGGUGGAGGAAGUGGGGAACGCAGCGGUAGUACAGGUGGUUGGGGUGAUAGCAGUAAGGGUAGAGGUGCAGGUGGUGGCACCUGGGGUGGCAGUUAGGGAGCUGAGAGUAACAGUGGCAGCAGCAUUGGAUGUGAUCUGGGGGUGACUGGAGUAGAAAUGCCGGCAGUGGCUGGUGAAAAUAUCUUGGGAAGUGUAGGAUUUCAGUUAGCAGUGAUUAGUGAAAUUCCUUCCAUAUGUGGGAUUAUGUUAUUAGUGUAGAUUGGGAUCAAGGGUUGCUUUUAUAUUUUGUGUUGUAGUAAGCGAACAAGCAUGGCCUCAAAUGGCUCUCCUUUCUUGAAAGAUAAGGUAAAUGGUAAGAUCUUGUGAUCAAGAUCCACCUAGUACUUGUUAACUUAUCUAUGGAAAGUGGAAAAAAGGUUUAUGCGAACAAGCUUGGCUUUA
Quercus lobata is the source of this 6429-nucleotide messenger RNA. Its product is annotated as transcription elongation factor SPT6 homolog. The coding region runs from base 130 to 6084 and encodes 1984 amino acids. Gene Ontology annotation, cellular component: transcription elongation factor complex. The transcript is spliced from 17 exons. Gene Ontology annotation, biological process: transcription elongation by RNA polymerase II; transcription elongation-coupled chromatin remodeling; nucleosome organization. NCBI's taxonomy places the organism in Eukaryota, Viridiplantae, Streptophyta, Magnoliopsida, Fagales, Fagaceae. Gene Ontology annotation, molecular function: nucleic acid binding; nucleosome binding; histone binding. The record is from RefSeq and is a predicted model, not a curated record.